AUGAGCAAUCAGCGACUUCCCACCACUGUCUCGCUCGAGCAGAUACAGAUACAACCGCCCAAACCCCCUCCGCCUGUGAUUUCUCAUCAAGUGCAAGCUUCACCACCCCAAAGCAAGUCUCGAAUUCUACAAGCUGUCGAGAUCACAACGAAACCAAAACAACCAACCGCAAAAACCCCGGAGCUCCAAGAUAUACCAGUCAAGACCGACCUCCUCGAGCCUGAAUACCCCACACUCCUAUGCGCGCUCGCGGAUGACUACCUCUCUAUAGCGCGAAAGCUGCCUGAAGUGACAGAUGAAUAUCAGGAAUUAGUUGCGUUGGCUCUCGGCUGCCUCGAAUCAGCCCUCGCCAAUCUAAAACUUCAGCCCCUCAGAGAAGCGCAGGCCUCCCUACGAUAUGCACAGGUACUCUACGAGGAAACUGAAAAUUACGACGAGGCUGAGACACAACUUACCAAGGCUAUUGAGCUCUGUGAGCGCCACAAGUUUGUCGAUCUCAAGUAUGAGAUGCAGUUGCUAUUGUCCAAAGUACUAUACCAAUCUAAACCAAAAGCUGCACUCAGGGAUAUACAAAGAAUGAUAGAUGACAUCCAGGCAUAUCGCCAUACUGCUUGGCAAUAUCUCUUUCGGUUUCAACACGUCAUGUUCUCAUUGGCCUCAUCGUCCUUCGGAGACGCUCAUAAUGCAACGACACAAUUAGAGAAGAUCUCCAAUCUGGCGCGACAAAAUUCGGAUUCCGUUAUUCUCGCAUUCGCAGCUGUCAUUGAAGCAUUAUUGCAUCUCUCAAGUUCCAGUCAAGACGCAAUCACUGCCACGCAAAGCGCGUUGGCAAAAGCCCGAGCGCUGCAACUCAAUCCAGAUGUCGAAGCGAUUCCUCAAAUGACAAUCGUCAUGGAGUUUAUUGAUCUAGCAAGCAGUGUGCAGGAGUGCAACAUUGUGCAGACGGAGCAAAAGCGCAAGAUUUUACAUGAUGUCCUCUAUGAUGCAAUCGGGAAUACCAACUGGCGUGCAGAUGGUCUCAUCCACCUUCCCAUCUCCAAACGCUCGUUGGCAGGAGUCCACGUUUCAACCAGUGGGCACAUUUUUGAGAAGAAUGGUAGGUACUUCAUGGGUUUCUUAUGGCUGCUCAAAGAGGAGGCCGAGGCUUUGGGAUUCCUUUUUAGUGCCGACAGUGCCGCCCAUAAAAACGGCCAUGAUGGCAAAGCUGAAAAGUAUGCUAAAAGCGGACUUGCUCUUGUACGAGGCUGGCAACAGCCUCUCCUGUCUGAGAUCUAUGAGCAAUCCGAUCGUUCAUUCAUAGGACACAAGCUACUAGAAGCCCAAUUUCUUUGCCUGAUCGCUUUCAUGUUGUCUGCGAGAGGCCGAUGGGAAAAGGCUGACAAAGCUGUUACCGAGAUUUCUCAGAUAGCGGAAAGCCUCAAGGGCAGUUUCCCUACUAGCAUGAUGUCUGGCAUGCUUUAUCUGAGGGGUAUCAUUUUGCAAGGACUUGGCAACACAACGGCGGCAUUGGCAGUCUAUCAAUCAGGCCCUCUCGCGCUUGUUCCCCAGCAGGAUUCGGCUCCUCAUGAAGUCAAAAUCCACCAUAGAAUUUCUCGCGCCUAUUAUCCGGCCUCUGACGCUACCCGGAACUUCAGAGUCCUUGCAGCCAUGAAUGCUGCAUUCAUCAUUCAAAACCCACGACACCCGCAGCACCAUCGACUCUCAUCCCUCCUUAGCAGCAUCAGACCCAUUGCAGAGGGCUCUGCAAAUAAACACAUCAAGGCUCACUAUUCACUGAUGGUUUCUAUUUUGUCAACCACUACACUUACCGUCAAGCAAUAUCUAAAAAGUGCCAUGGAUGCAGGAAGGGCGACUGGAAGUGCGAUGACGACGGCACUUGCCCUGAUUUAUAUGCAACAGAAAAUGUUCAAAGGAACCGUGGACGAGCAGGCACUUAAAUGUGCACGAGCGGCAACUCAUCAAGCCCGGCGAUGGGGUGAUCCCAUGUGGACACAUGUGGCUGCUGGAUUAGAGGCUGAAAGCCUCGAGAUUAAUGGCUUGACGGAAGAAGCAAUGAAAAAGAAAAUCGAGGCAGAGUCACUCUGGGAUGGUUUGCCUGAACUUGUCAAGAAUGUCUAG
Exophiala aquamarina CBS 119918 is the source of this 2118-nucleotide messenger RNA. RefSeq lists its product as uncharacterized. Gene Ontology annotation, biological process: maintenance of mitotic sister chromatid cohesion; mitotic sister chromatid cohesion. Gene Ontology annotation, molecular function: double-stranded DNA binding; protein binding. The coding region runs from base 1 to 2118 and encodes 705 amino acids. The record is from RefSeq and is a predicted model, not a curated record. Gene Ontology annotation, cellular component: chromatin; SMC loading complex. NCBI's taxonomy places the organism in Eukaryota, Fungi, Ascomycota, Eurotiomycetes, Chaetothyriales, Herpotrichiellaceae. The transcript has a single exon.